Messenger RNA from Suillus clintonianus, 1491 nucleotides. Its product is annotated as CHAT domain-containing protein. Bases 1 to 1491 code for a protein of 496 amino acids. The record is from RefSeq and is a predicted model, not a curated record. The transcript has 7 exons. NCBI's taxonomy places the organism in Eukaryota, Fungi, Basidiomycota, Agaricomycetes, Boletales, Suillaceae.
AUGUCAGAAAAAGUGGAAGACCUUCGUCACAGAUUCCAGCAGCUGGGCGUCCUGUCUGACCUUGAUGAGGCCGUCGAGCUCCAUCAGGCUGCACUACAACUCCGUCCCCCGCGGCGGGGCAUCAGGUCUGACCUUGAUGAGGCCAUCGAGCUCCAUCGGGCCGCACUGCUCCUCUGCCUGCCCCUCGCGCCUCGCGUCAUGCUCUUCGAUCCGGGUCCCUCAGUAAUCUUGCGGGCAGCCUUCAUGCCAAAUGCCAGCAGCAGGGAAUCCCGUCUGAACUCCAUGACGUCAUCGGGCUCUAUCGGGCUGCACUACUCCUCCGUCCCCCCGGACAUUCUUUGCGAUCCGCUCUUCGAGACAGAUUCCAUCAGCGGGGCACUCUGUCGUGCGGUAUUCUGGACCCAGUUGGCACGUUUCCGCUCACCACUCGAUUAUCUUUCCCUGUCUAAUGACACCGGCGCAGCCUUGGCGGAAGAGUUCAAGGGGUCUAUCUCCGCAAAUCUGGCAACUGACCACGCUUGGGAGGAAGUCAUCUUACGCAUCCGCAUGCUUCCCGACUUUUCUCAAUUUCUUCUACCUCCCCUGUUCUCCGACCUACAGAAGGCGGCAGAAGGCGGUCCAGUCAUUAUAUCGUCAAUGCAAGCCAGUAUGGCUGUGACUCCUUUAUCAUCUCAUAACAAGGAAGACACUGUCCAUGUUCCGCUUGAUAUUACACGAGCCGAAGUGUACGAGCUGUCCUCCGAUUUUCAGUCACUCGCAGAGCAAUUUGGUUCAUCUGAUCAUCUACACAAACUUGUCAGCAUCGUACGCAAGCUGUGGCAUGAUAUCGUUGACCCCGUGGUCCAAGCUCUUAGAGAGUCUACUGUUCACCCUGGCUCGCGUAUCUGGUGGUGUCCCACUGCUGAGUUCACGCUGCUUCCUCAGGACCUUACGAAAAGAAGAAAGACAAUUUAUCUGACAUCUAUAUCUCCUCCUACACCCCGCCCCGACUUUGGCUACUCUCGUUCUGGGAAGGAACUUCAAUGUGUCGUUCCUGAGCUAGCCGUCCUCGCUCAACGCGUCGCGCCCAUCGUGUCCUUCACAUCACUUACCGACAGCCAUGCGACAAACAAACCAUUCGAGUCCUCCUUUGCGAUGCGUGAUGGGCCUUUAAUGAUCAAGGACAUCAUCCGAUCUCACUGGCAGAAUCCACAGUUUGCAUUCUUAUCGGCCUGCCACACUACCGUGGGCGAUAAGAAGAGUCCCGAUGAGUCGAUCCAUCUCGCUGCGGCUAUGCAAUUCUCAGGAUUUCGCAGUGUGAUUGGUUCCAUGUGGUCCGUCGACGAUGAUGUUGCGCGUCAGGUCGUGUCUGCUUUUUACGGCAACCUGGUUGAUGGCUCAGGGAGAUUGGACUGCACACGGGCUGCGGUAGCGUUGCACAAGGCUGUGAAGUCAUUGCGCAAGAAGAUUCCACUAGAACAGCAGAUCGUAUUUGUUCACAUAGGUGUCUAG